AUGAUGAUUGAAGAGUCACCACUGAUGGCCAUGAUAACUCUACCAAUAAUAUUUUUUCUAGCAUUCUAUGGAAUCUCCAAUCUUUCAUUGCUCAUCGUGUACCUCAUACUUCGGUUCUGCAGUGGUGGAAGGCACGUUGAUGAUCUUGAAGCGCAAUUAACAAAUCUACGGCCGUCAAUUCUUUAUCAUCGAGCUCCUUAUUCAAAUUACCAUGCCAGAUAUAUUGCAGUGGUGGCUGAGGAAACGCCGCCACCGCAGGAAUCAACAGUCUUCACGUAUAGAACUGAUCAAAGCUUCUCUACUACUACUGCUGAUGAGUGUGUAAUUUGCUUGGACGAGUUUAUGGAGGGUCAAAAGUGCAGGUUGCUUGCUAACUGUAACCAUUCGUUUCACAAGCCAUGCAUUGAUGAAUGGUUAAGCACCUGGAAAAGCUGCUGUCCCCUUUGCCGUGCUUCUGUUCAAAAUAUAUCUUAG
Messenger RNA from Prunus armeniaca (apricot), 474 nucleotides. The record is from the annotation of a GenBank genome assembly. NCBI's taxonomy places the organism in Eukaryota, Viridiplantae, Streptophyta, Magnoliopsida, Rosales, Rosaceae.